Danio rerio (zebrafish) is the source of this 11220-nucleotide messenger RNA. Lineage: Eukaryota; Metazoa; Chordata; Actinopteri; Cypriniformes; Danionidae. The record is from RefSeq and is a predicted model, not a curated record.
GAGGACGGCUUACAAGGAACAGAGAGCGAGAAACAGAAGAUACAGCAGGCUUAUAUGUACAGCACAAGCAAAGAAAUACAGCUCUUUGGUUCCUUUAACCACCUGCAUGUGCACUGAUAGAAAGAAUGUGCAAGUGGAAGAUUUAAAUGACAAGAUUGAAUGUGACUGUGCCGUUGCAGCCCCUCCGGCAGGCAGCCCAUUCACAAACAGCGGACCGCUUCAAGCGCUUUGACAGGGGAGCAGAUGAGGAAAUUCUGAGUGACACUUCUCUUGCGUGGAAUUUUUCAUCUUGUUUUCAAUCUCGCUUGUUUUCUGGAGACCAAUCUUGGCUGUGGUCCAGUUCAUCAGGCUGAGCUGAGGAAGCUGAAAAAAGCCGGGAAGAUAUGCGAAGGAAAAGCAGACAAGUAAUCAGCGAGAGUGCAGCGUCUGUUUGCACCUGCCACUGAAAAGACAGCUCUGCCAGCACGGCUUUUGUCGUCCGCUUGCUUGCCUUCCUGGCGAAUGAGAGAGGGAGGCCUCUCGGCCGAGGGGAAUGGAAUCCAGCCAUGCGGCUCUGACUGGAGUUGUUGUUUGCCUUGUGCUGUCAGUGGGCAGCCAGUGCCUGCAUUCUCCUCCUGCUGCUGCUACCGACUGUUUCCAGAUCAUCUCCAGUGUGUAGGCUGAAAAUAUUCUCUGCUUGCUUCCGCCCUUCCACUUUUAGCCACUCUUCGGUUGAAGCAAGUGAUAACAACUUUAUUGCUCGAAUCAAGCUACAAGAUGAAUGCUUUCACCAAGUGUUAAACGUAACUUGAUCAAUUCAGUGCAGGUUUUUUUGCGCCUAACACUGAUUCUGCAUCUCUGGAGAACUGCGCUGCCCUGAAUAUUUUUCUAUUUUCAUCCCCCGAGGUGCCAUUUUUAUCAUUAUCUGUCUGCCGGUUAUGCAGAGACUGUAGUUUCCAUAGAAAUGAAGAUAUCCGGGAAUCUCUGGAGACUAAGAGCGUUAGAAUAAGGUGAAGGAGAGGCACAGGUUGUGUUUUCUUAAGCCCCCCGAGUGAAAAGAUGUUCUGAUUUGUUGUAGAGGUCACCUGUUCUGAAUGGAUGAAUGAAGAAUGAGUUUAAGAAAGACGCAUAUUUCCCAGCCAUUCCGUACUUUCAAGGAAGCAAAGAUACAGAGACAGGCUGUUCUGAACUCUUCUUUCUCUGAACUGCCAGAUGCAAACACUGAACUGAGAAGAAGAAUGUGAGCCAUGUGUUGAAUUUCUCCUUCAGUGCCCUGAGGUUGAACUGUGCUCUUGAAUUUUUUCAAAUUUUGGAAUACCUUUUGUGACUCUGUCAAAUAGUGAAUUAUUUCCCCCAUGAAUGUCUGGUGCUGUACAGAAAGAAAAGUUACCAACAAUAGUGUUGUAGCUUUUGUGAAAGGUUGUUCUAUAGUCAUUUGCUAAUCUCAUAGGAUGAUCGCAUCAGUGUUUUGCUGGGGAUGAGAAUGACAUCAGCAAAGAGCGAAUUCCCAGCACUACUACCCAAAGCCGGGUCUCUGUCAGAUCAUUUGUGCCUCAUGGAGUGCUGUUAAUUCUCGAGGAAAGGACUCUAUCCUUGAUUUGGAAACUGGGACAGCUUCACUAAAGUUUGGGAUCCAGAUAUAAGACAGAAAAAUGGAUGACUCCAGUAUAUUAAGGCGAAGAGGCCUUCAGAAGGAGCUGAGUCUUCCUAGAAGAGGCAGUUUCUGUCGGACGAGCAACCGAAAAAGUUUGAUAGUGACAUCCAGCACGUCUCCAACGCUGCCUCGACCCCAUUCACCACUGCACGGGCAUCCAGGAAGCAGCCCAUUGGACAGCCCUCGCAAUUUCUCCCCCAACACUGCAGCCCACUUCUCUUUUGUACCAGCUCGAAGCCAUGGACACAGGGCUGACAGGACUGACGGUCGUCGCUGGUCUCUCGCCUCUCUGCCGUCCUCUGGCUAUGGAACAAACACCCCCAGUUCGACAGUCUCGUCAUCAUGUUCAUCUCAGGAGAAGCUGCACCAGUUGCCCUUCCAGCCCACUGCAGACGAGCUGCAUUUCCUCACCAAACACUUCAGCUCGGAGAGCAUCACGGAUGAGGAUGGGAGACGAUCCCCAGCCAUGCGUCCGCGCUCCCGCAGUCUCAGCCCUGGACGGUCACCAAUAUCAUUUGACCAUGAGAUUGUCAUGAUGAACCAUGUCUACAAGGAGCGUUUUCCUAAGGCCACUGCUCAGAUGGAGGUGCGUCUGGCCGAUUUCAUAUCCUCCUCAGCUCCAGAAAAAGUCAUGCCUUUAGCUGAUGGCGUCCUGAGCUUCAUCCACCACCAGGUUAUCGAACUGUCUCGAGAUUGUCUGGACAAAUCUCGUGAGGGUCUCAUCACCUCCCGCUACUUCUAUGAGCUACAAGAGAACCUUGAAAAGCUACACCAGGAUGCUCAUGAGCGUUCAGAAAGUGGGGAGGUGACAUUUGUCACCCAGCUAGUUAAAAAGCUGAUGAUAAUCAUCGCUCGGCCUGCCCGGCUGCUAGAAUGUUUGGAGUUUGACCCGGAGGAGUUCUACCACCUGUUAGAGGCAGCUGAAGGUCAUGCUAAAGAAGGUCAAGGCAUCAAGUCUGACAUCCCUCGAUACAUCAUCAGCCAGCUGGGCCUCACCAGGGACCCCCUUGAGGAAAUGGCCCAGCUGAGCAGCUAUGACAGCGGUAACCCUGAAACACCAGAGACAGAGACAGAUUCCACAGAUAGUCGAGGAGCAACCGUACAGCCACUCCAACCUCAGCCUCAACCGCAGCCCAAGACUAAAACACCUCGCGAGGAAGACUUCGAGACCAUUAAACUCAUCAGUAAUGGAGCCUAUGGGGCUGUGUUUCUGGUGAGGCAUAAAGAGACCCGUCAGCGAUUUGCCAUGAAGAAGAUCAACAAGCAGAACCUGAUCCUAAGAAACCAGAUCCAGCAGGCCUUUGUGGAAAGAGACAUCUUGACAUUUGCAGAAAACCCUUUUGUUGUCAGCAUGUUCUGCUCCUUUGAGACAAGGAGACAUCUUUGCAUGGUUAUGGAGUAUGUGGAGGGUGGGGAUUGUGCCACUCUCCUGAAGCACAUUGGAGCUCUGCCUGUGGAUAUGGCACGCAUGUACUUUGCUGAAACCGUUCUUGCAUUGGAAUACCUUCACAACUAUGGUAUUGUGCACAGAGACCUCAAACCUGACAAUCUCCUGAUUACCUCAAUGGGACACGUCAAACUGACUGACUUUGGCCUGUCCAAGAUUGGUUUAAUGAGCUUAACAACUAAUCUGUAUGAGGGCCACAUUGAAAAAGAUACUCGAGAAUUCUUGGACAAACAGGUGUGUGGUACUCCUGAAUACAUUGCUCCUGAGGUUAUUCUGCGACAGGGUUAUGGAAAACCAGUUGACUGGUGGGCCAUGGGAGUCAUCUUGUAUGAGUUUCUGGUGGGCUGUGCUCCUUUCUUUGGAGAUACACCUGAAGAACUGUUUGGACAAGUCAUCAGUGAUGAGAUAAUCUGGCCAGAAGGUGAUGAAGCUUUGCCUCCGGAUGCUCAAGAUCUCAUCUCCAAACUUCUUCGGCAAAACCCUCUAGAGCGUCUUGGGACAGGGAGUGCGUUUGAGGUAAAACAGCACCGCUUCUUUACUGAUCUGGACUGGAACAGCCUCCUGAGGCAGAAGGCUGAGUUCAUUCCUCAGCUGGAGUCGGAGGAUGACACUAGCUACUUUGACACACGCUCAGAUCGUUAUCAUCAUGUGGACUCAGAGGAAGAAGAUGACACAAAUGAUGACGACCAUUUGGAGAUCCGUCAGUUCUCCUCCUGUUCGCCACGAUUCAGCAAGGUGUAUAGUAGUAUGGAGCGUCUUUCCUUGCAUGAGGAGAAACGCACCCCUCCUCCUACUAAGCGCAGUCUGAGUGAAGAGGGAGGAGAGCGGAUCGACAGUCUAAGUGGCCUAAAGUCCAGAGACCGAAGCUGGUUGGUGGGCUCACCUGAAAUUCUCAGAAAGCGUCUCUCUGUUUCCGAGUCUUCUCACACCGAGAGUGACUCGAGUCCACCUCUGACUGUUCGUCGCCGCUGCUGCUCGGCCAUCAUUGAAAUGCCUCGCUUCGCCAUAUCCAGUGAAGAGGAUAGCUGUGUGGGGAGCAGGAAGACCCCUGUGAGAGGCCCUCGAGGGGAUGAUCUGCCUCAGGCCAUACCAGAGCUCCCUGUAGAGAGAGAGCUCAGGCUGGAUGAAUCGCCCACCACGCCAGGAUCCACUUCCAGUCAAAUCAGCCAGUCCACACUCACACCUGGUAGUUCUGGUGAUGUGUUAGAUCGUGCUUCUCGCUAUAGUGCUGAAGUUUCUGAAAACUCCACUCCAAGAGCCAUCAGUGAUUUGGCGGCUCGAAGAGCUCGCCACAGACUGCUUUCAGGAGAUACAGAUAAACACACAUCACGUCCACUUAGCAAAGUCAUCAAAUCAGCUUCAGCAACAACCCUGUCACUCAUGAUCCCUGCUGAUCACCAUGGUGCUUCUCCACUGGCCAGUCCCAUGUCGCCUCACUCUCUCUCUUCGAACCCCUCAUCACGUGACUCCUCGCCCAGCCGUGACCUUUCCCCAGCUGUCUGUAGUGUUAAACCUGCCAUAAUCAUCCAUCGAGCUGGAAAGAAAUAUGGUUUUACUUUACGUGCAAUCCGGGUUUACAUGGGAGACACAGACAUAUAUACUGUCCAUCACAUGGUCUGGCAUGUGGAGGAUGGAGGACCUGCUCAUGAGGCUGGACUGAGAGAGGGAGAUCUCAUCACACAUGUUAACGGAGAGCCUGUCCAUGGACUUGUGCACACAGAAGUUGUUGAGCUCAUUCUUAAGAGUGGCAGUAAGGUGUCCAUCUCUGCUACACCCUUUGAAAAUACAUCAAUUAAGGUUGGUCCUGCUCGCAAAACUAGCUACAAGUCCAAAAUGGCCCGUCGCAACAAAAGAACCAAAACUAGAGAAGGACAAGACAGUAAGAAGAGGAAUUCCCUCUUCCGUAAGAUCACCAAACAGGCGACCCUUCUUCACACCAGUCGCAGCCUGUCCUCUCUGAAUCGCUCGGUCUCUUCUGGUGAGAGCGUCCCAGGCUCUCCUACACACAUGUCACCUCGUUCACCCACACAGGGCUGUCGUUCAACACCUGACUCCGCCCACUCAGUUGGUGGAAACUCAUCCCAAAGUAGCUCGCCUAGCUCCAGUGUGCCAAACUCUCCUGCCAGCUCUGGCCAGAUCAGACCCAGCUCCUUGCAUGGUCUGGCCCCCAAGCUGCAGCGCCAGUACCGAUCCCCCCGCCGGAAGUCUGCAGGCAACAUCCCUUUAUCCCCUCUGGCCCGUACACCAUCGCCCACUCCACAGAGCACUUCUCCCCAGCGUUCCCCUUCUCCCCUGCCAAGCCACGGGCUCAUCACUUCUUCAAUAGGCCAGUCUUUUCCUGUCAAACUGCACUCUUCACCUCCAUUAGUAAGACAGAUAUCUCGGCCAAAGAGUGCAGACCCUCCUCGCUCUCCUCUGCUCAAACGAGUCCAGUCCGCAGAGAAACUCGCCGCCUCUCUUUCUUCUUCAUCCUCCUCUCCUUCUCCCUCUUCGGCUGCUGAUAAAAAGCUUCCAGUUGGUGCCAGCCGCAAACACAGUCUUGAUACCUCACAUUCAGAGUUUAAAAAAGAGAUGCUGCAGCGAGACCCUAGUCUACAGAGCCUGCAAGAGUCAGCCAGUGAGACUCUUAUGGGAGGAAGAGUGUCUCCUGCAGAAAAGGGAAGCCUGCAGAAAAGUUCAGUGCGUAAACUGGGCAGGCAAGAAGGUCCCGAGUCUGGAACAGGAACUCUGGGACUUGUUCCUGGAAAGAGUAAAUUGAAAGACAAGCUGUCUGCCAUACGUGCUGAACGCCGCGAAUCUCUUCAAAAGCAGGAUGCCAUCCAUGAAGUGGAUUCAUCUGAAGAUGAGACAGACGAAGGGUCGGAAGACAGCCAAGAUGGGCGCAGAACUUGCUAUGCUCCUCCUAGCCAUGUCUUGAGGCCUACAACUGUAAUGGCCUCUCCCCAUACCAUCAGAAUGGGGCCAGCGGCUCCACCAACACUGGGACUUUUUCCUUCAACAGUUGCACCGCCAUGCUCACCUCAGCUCAUCAGAGGACUGCAGAUACAAAACCAAAGUACCACUCAAUCUCAGACACAAACUUCAACCUCACAACCAGCGCAAGCUGCAGUUAAACCCCCAGAACAGAAACCAAUAACCUCUGUUAAAGACUCAAGUUCAACGAUAAUUGAUGAUUCGAAAAAACAGUCACAGGCACAAGACAUUCAGUCCAGACCUUCUCCACAUCAACCCAGUCCUCUGUCUAGUACCUUUUCCACCCAAGGCAGCGCCUUUACCUCUGUUAGUAAAGACCCAUUUGUCAAGCCCACCACACCUCCAUUGGAUCCCCGGAGGACCCCAAAAAUGUCUGAGCCAAGGUCAAAAACCAGUGGUAGAACUGAUUCUAGCACUACUUCUGGAGUAGCCAGGGAUACCCCAGUUGCGACUACCCCAACAGGAGGAAUCACUAAGGAGAUGAAGGAGGCUGACAAUCGCAGACAGGCUGCAGCUGCUGCUGCUGCCUCUGCCGCCGCUGCUACCACCUCUGCAUCCACUGCCUCUGAAAGUGGAAUGGAUAAAGUUGUGUCUCAGCUCGCCACUGUGGCCAAGAGUGUGCUUGGACCUGUCAAGCUCAAUAUCCCAGGUACUAAAGAGACCAUGGAACGAACAAAGGACCAGCGUACCCAGGCAGAUGCCACCCACCCAAAGAUAAAAGAAUGUCGCCUGGAGCACCCUGAUUCUCCUGACCAAUUGAGUCCAUCUGCUGCUUCGGGCUCCCAGUCUCCACGACUGACUGAAUCUCCAUCUAAACAAACAUCAUCCAAAUCUGAGCCAGCCUCAACUUCUCAGAGACCUUUAGAGGUCCCAGGGACUUUCAAAAGACAAACUUCUCCAAUCCCUCAAGCUAGGGAAGAGCAUCAGGAUAGGUCAGGAACUCUGCAAAGUGGCACCACAUCAAGGCCUAGGUCUGAAGCACAAUCACAGACCCAGCAGGCAAAGCCCAGUUCCACUACGUCACGAGAUAAAUCCAACAAGACAACGUAGCAGCCUUGCAGAAGACCCAGCUUUAAUUGAACAUGCCUAUUAACAGACAAAUACAUAUUGUAACGCAAGGCUGUUGUGUUGCUUAAUGUCAAUAUCCCUGUGAAAAGAUUGUGGAAGAGAGAUGAUGUUUACAGGCGAGCCCAACAGCUUUAUUUCAGAAGGUUUUAUGCUCUGCCAUUCAUAAAUAAUUGAGGCUGUGUUAUUUUUUUGUUUUGCUUUUCUUGCUUUUCCUUUUUAACAAUUUUUUUUCUCAGCAGCCACAAAAACUAGAAAUAAUGUGUAGUUCUGCCCUCUGAGAGAAAGAGAGAGAGAGAGAGAGAGAGAGAGAGCGCAACCACAUCCACUAUAACAGUGUAUUACCUCUUCAUAUUGUCUUUAUGUUACUUUAAGAAUCUUUUAUUGUAGUAGGUAUAGUUGUGCCUUAAAGCUCCACCUCACACUUUCACUUGUAUUUCUUUCUGCCUAUUCAUCUUUGGAAGAAGACAUAUUGCAGCAAUAAGAGUAGCGUAUCUGGAGCAAUUUAUACAAACACACAGUUGAUUGCAUCACACCUGUAGUAUAAGAAAACCAAACUGUUUCCAUUUUUUUUCCACUUGCACUCAUCUCAGCUUUCAGUUGUGUUGAUAAGCUGAGAUGUAAGUCUAUGAAAAUCAACUUGAAAUGUUCACAGCCAUCACCAAUGUUGAGACUGAAACUGACAUUGGUAUCGCUGCUGUAAAUUGGGAGAAUGACGGCCAUUAAGUGCACAAACGACAUCUUUACAUGUUGCUCAGUGCUCGGAAUUCAAAGAUGUUGUUAAAAAUGAUUUGGAAUUACUCUUUAUGUGAACUUUGGCCAUCAUUCACAUCUCACUAAAGUGAUGUAGCUACAAGCUACACAGUUUUACCUUUUCAGUUUCAGUUUCAUCUAUUGUUAAACAUUUCGAAAGGACCAUUUUAUUCCUUACUCGGAUUGCAUAUUUUAUUUUCCCUCAUUUUAAUAUCUGGACCAAUUUGCUGAUGUCUCUGUAUAUCUGUUUGCCUCGUUGUUUUUAUUUCAGCAGACUUGUGUCUGGAGUGUGUGUGUGAAUGCCUGUGUACAGAAGCAUGGUUGAGUGUGUGUGUGUGUGUGUGUGUGUGUUCUUAUAUAAUGCAUAUUUAAAAAAGUCUGUUCUUUAAUUGUUUUAUGCCCUAAACAAUGGGAGUGUGUAUUUGAUUGGUGUCCUACAUUGGCCAUAUCAGCUCUGUCUGAUUCAGCCCUUUUAAUGUAUUUGCACAAACUCUUUUUUUAUUUUGUGUGUCACUAAUAUGAAAACCAAUAAAUACAGUAUCCAAUUAGAUCCCAGACUUGGUUUGGGGUCUUGAGGGGUUUGACCAGUAAGUGAGACUGUGGUACGUUGUCAUAUUCUCUUGACAUAAAACUGUGUUAACACCAUAAUGUAUUGAAAGUCUAACCUGUGGAACUUUGUUUUAACCACAUUUUGCAUUUUUAAUCAAAGCCAAUAGUCUCUGUUGUGUUUCUGCUCAGUUUACCGUUUGAUUUGUGUGUAUUGUUUUAAAUUCAACACUUGCCCGUUCUUUAAGAUCAAAAACGUCUAUUUCCAAUACUACUUCCGUGUCUUUGCUCAAGUGUUUUUAGUUUGGGCUUUAUGACUGACGUCACAUGAUGAUGGUAUGUACAGUUACACUAUAACCUAAUUCAUGUUUUGUCCAUAUGAAAUGUGAAUGGAUGUCUUGCACAUUUACACUUCUUUAGGGAAUGGAGCUGUUGAUAGCAUUGCCGCCUGAAGCUUAAUUCCUGAUGAACCUAACUAAACUGGGCACUAUGAACCGUGGAGAUAACUGCACUUGUAACGGAAAUGGCAUUUGGAUGAAGUUGAAAUGCAUCUGUGGGCUGUCAGGUUUAAUAUACUGCAGUAUUUUCCGUGUUGUGUGUGGAGAACCCCCAGCAAACAUUUUUUGCUUUUAAGAGAUGUCUAAUAGACGUCUAAACAUGGUCGUCUUGUCUAAAACAAGUCUAAAUUUGGGCUGUUUGUGAAAAUCGCCUAAGAAUAGGCCAAAACUGGUCGUCAAAUAAACAGAAAUGAAUGACUACACUUAUAAGGUCUGUCUAUUUGAUGACUGGUCUAGUUUUAGGCUAUACUUAGCUGUCUAUUAGAUUUUCACUGACAGCCCAAGUUUAACCUUGUUUUUUUAGCCAAACUAUCUGUUUGGAUGUCUAUUAGAUGUCUAUUAAACACAAAAUUGUUUGCUAGGCAUUGAUCAGUGUUACAUCCCAGUGGCAGAGACACAAAUGACACAAAUGACACAAAUUCAUUAAGCAACACCGUUACGCCCAACAACAGAUGACCUGCAACUGAAUUCCACUCCAAAGUUCCCAUUUUCAAACCCAGAAAACCUAAAUCUCCACUUGAAAAUCGAAGGGCUCAUAGAAACUGCCCUUAAAUGUUUACAUGCGGGAACAUUUGUAAACUUCACACUAGUGCGUUAUGUCUAAAUAAUGUAUUAUGUAGUGCGAGUGCUACGGCACAUUUUGUAGCUUAGAUGAGGGAAGACAAUGCAUUUAUUAUAAGAUUUAACAGGGUGUAAAGAAUUGUUCACUUGACAAGCCUAGGUUUUUGUUCCUCCUGAUUUACAUGUACUCAUUAAUGCGUCUCAUUUACCCAUUUUGCUUUUAAAGGAACACUCCACUUUGUUGUUAAAAAGCUCCUUUAAUGAGUCCCUAAACAGCUAAGUUUGACCAUUUUUGAAGUCAUUCAGCCAAGCUCUGGCCCAUGCGGAAGCACUUUUAGCUUAGCUUAGCAUAAAUCAUUCGAUUAGAUUAGACCAUUAGCAACUUUCUAAUUUUGACUCUUGUGUAAUUAUAUUGUUUAUAAUGUCCAACGGAAAAUAGAAAGGCUAUGAACUAUACAUUCAUUCAAAGUAAUGAUCAAGGAACUUUUGCAGCAACAGCGGACACCAUGAUAUGCAGCACUGUUACCUACACUGAAAAAAAAAAUGAUUCAGAGAUGAUUCCUUGGAUUUAAGCGGUUGUAAACAAUUUAUUUGGGUUGAAUUUAAACAAACAAAUUAGGUCGAACAUUACUAAAUAGAAUUUGUUUAAAUUGAAUUUGUCUAAUUAAAUUAAUUAUAGAUAAUUUUUUUCAGUGUAUCUGGGUAGUCACCUGCUUAUCAAAACUCCUUUAUUAUUUUGAGGAACAUGCUAAUGGUCUAAUUUGAUUCAAUGAUUUAUGCUAAGCUAAGCUAAAAGUGCCUGCUGCUAAAGCCUGAAUUGAUUAAAAAUUGCAAAGCUCGACUACUUAACUCUAGGGGAGUUGUAAAAUGAAAAAGGUGAAUGUUCCUUUAAUCAGAAUAAAAAGAAAACAGCAAUUUCCUGCAGCACAUUUGUACUCUAAAUGUGUUAAAUUCACCUCAGCUCCCUUUUCUAAAGUCGUGGGCUGUGAAAGUGAGCGCUAACUGCCUUCUCGUGUACGUGAUAGGGAUGACGAUGAUAAUGGUAGGGCUGUUUGUCAAGGUGUGAAUAAGUCGGGUGUCAGAAUGCCUGCGGUGGUCAUCCAUCAAUGUCCUGCAGCCACAUGCGCCACCAUGCGCGCACUAGUGAAAUGUAAUCUUGCACACCGUCUUGAGCAAAUUCACCCGUCACCUCUCACCUGUGGUUCAGCUCGGCUCUUUAUGAAUGAAAACCUAUGGAGCACACAUUUACCCACUUUAAACACACAUAUAGUCUUAUGACCAACCACCACCCUCUAACAUCCAUGAUGGAUCACUUUUGUGUAAAUAUUUUUAAAUCUAGUGUUCUGAGUGUCUUUAAUAUGAAAAGAAUUGGAGUUAUUUGGUGUGCAAUGGCCACUGCCUUAGACAUGACGCGUAGAUGGAACAAUGACUCAAUAUUAUGUGUGUUUUAAGAUUUGACACUCAGUUGAAAAGGAUUCGAUGGAGAUCUGGGGGUGUUAUGGAUAUAGGACACUGUCGAUGUGUCCAGGACUAUAUGUGGUUGUACAGAUUAAAGUGAAAAGAAAUGGGCAAAGAAAAAAACCUGCUAGUUAAACCAGUGCAAUAUCUUGCAAUUUUAUAUUGUGGUAAGACGCAUGUUUGUUGUUAAUCCUACCUUAUGAAUAAUAAAGAUUUUUUUUAAGUAA